GCACGCAAAAAAAAUUUUUUUGGAUUUUUAAUGGCUCUUUUGUUCAAAAAAAAAAAAAAAUUCUCAAUGAAUCAUCAGGGGAGUUUCUCGUUAUUACAUCACUAUAUAAACAUGACCAACUUGUCUAGCCAGCCUACUUUUUUUUUUCUUCUUUAUGAAGGAAAUUACUUCUCGGCAGAAUGAGCCGUGAGAGUGAAAGACAGUCAAUAACAAAUGAAUUGAAGGACUUUUAUUCAAAAGUUUAGAUCCAAUUCCGUCAUUGGAAAUUGGUAAACUAUGAAGAGGAAACAAAAGAGAAAAAAAAAUCAUAUUCGUCACAUAUUUUACACUACACGAAUUUGUAAAUAGUACAUCAUUUUCGAACGAUUUCAUUUGAAAAAAGAGAAAAAAAAUAAGGGAGCUGGAUCAUUAUUUCGAAGACUUCCCCUCCCCCCCCAAAAAAAACUGUGAUUUAACUUGGAUUUCAUUUUGCUGACUCUUCUUCUUCUUCUUCAAUUAUUGACUUUGUAUUCUAAUUAGAAUAUGAAAUUCAAAUGCAAGUUUUCAAGAGAGAAAAAACAUGUUCAACGUUAAGCGGCACACGUGUACGAAAAAAAAGGCGAUUUAUAAGUUAAGUUUUAUUUUAUUAUAUAUUUUUUUUUUUUUGUAAAUAGUUGGUAAAUAAUUUCCCCAUAAGUAGGAUUUUGCUAUUAUAAAAAAUGCAAUUUUACUCUUCUAUAUUUUAUUUAUUUUUUUUGUAUAUAGAACUUCGAAUGUAAAUAAUUACGAAUCCAAUUCAGGAGGAUAAGUCAAUUUUUUUGAGAAACUGAUAAAAUUAAUAAUAAUUUAUUAUUUAAUUUUUCUUUUUUUAGUGAAAAUUAAGAUUUUAAAAUUUUUAUUAAUAAUUGGCGAUAUAUCAGUAUUCUUUAUUGUGUUCUUGUCCUUGUAAAUGUCAUUUUGCAUUAUUUAUUAUAUUCAAUAGUAAUGCAGAAAUUCACUCCAUAUAAAAAUAUUUCAUUUCGCAUUUAUUUAUUUCAUUUUUUUACGAGCUCUCUGAAAGUAACGUUUUUUAUUAAUCAUAACUUUUUUUUUUUGAAACUAUAUUUUAAAGAAAAGUAUUGCAUUGUUUUGAUAUUAUAACCGAGAAGAAGUGAUAUAUAUAUAUAUAUAUAUAUAUAUAAAAGAGGAUUAUGAGGAUGUCUUUGAAUUAAACGACCAUUAUUAUGAGCCGAUCGAUCGACUCUAUAUGCCCGAGUUUUGUGGCCUCCACGCGAGUAGUAUUUCUAUUAUUUAAGUAUAACUUCGGCUUAUGUUUGUGAUUCACGCAAAUUAUUUUUAUUUACUUUUUUUUUCUAAUUGACAAAACAUAUAUAUUUUUAUUAUUCAUUUUUUAUUUUAAAAAUUAAUUUAAAUUAUUUUCCCUUUGAAAUAAAAUUUCGCUUAAAAAAAAAAAAUACUGAAAUUUUUUUUUUCUACUUGGAAAUUAAUUUUUUUUAAUUUUUAAUUUUUUGAAAUUUUGUUUUGAAAAUUUAAAUUGUAUUUUAAAUAUAUAUGAAUCAUAGACAUGAAUCACAAACAUUUAUUUUAUUGUAUGAAAGUUUCAAUGUAGACGCAAACAGAGACUAUUUCUACAAUGCGUAUGUGAUACUGUUUGCGUCAAACUGUUAAAGAGAUACAGCGAGUCUCAUGAAUUAUAAUAAUAUAGAAAAUUUUCAAAUUAAAUUGCAGUAAAAAAAAUUUGUGAAAUUUUCUAAAAAUAAUUUUUGAAUACAAUUUUUUACAAAACAAAAAAGUUAAAUUUUCAAUUUUUUUUUAAAAAAAAUCUAUUCAAACGAAAAUAAACAAUUUUUUUUCUAUUCAUAAAUAAUAUUGAAAUCGAAAAUUAUUUUUAAAAAGAAAAAACAAUUAAUUAAAUUUUUAAUUUUAUUCAAAAGAAAUUUAACAUUUUUUUUUGUCUAUUUAAUUGAAAUCGAAAAUUAUUUUUAAAAAGUGAUAAAAUUAAUUAAAUUCUAUUUAAAAAAAAAAUAAUAAUAAUUAAAAAAAUCGAGGUAUUUCUUUAACGCAAAGUACUUAGAAAAAACUAUUAAUAAGUGCGUAAAAUAAAAUUGAGACUUUGUAUUUUGUGAUAUCUCAUUUCACACAUUUUUUUUUCCCCGCGAAAGAAAAAUUACAUAACGAGAAUAUGUGUGCGUAUGUAAAUAAAAUUGUAUAUUUAAGAGAAAAUUUCAAUGUUACUAAUUUGUGUACGUAAUUAUGAUGAUUGAGAGGAUAAAGUUGCCAAAUUAGGAUAAAAAUUUAAUUUUUAUAAAUAUAUUAGAUUUAAAAAAAAAUUAAGGAACUGAUAUUUAUUUUUUAGGAAUUUCACGAUAUUAAGUUAUGAAUUAAAUCUAUAUUAAGAUACAUGAACAUAAUAUUCAAUUUUGAUGCGACUAUCCUCUUGAGAGUAAUGUAACUUCGAUUUUAUAUAGUUAGUAUAUAUAUAUAUAUUCAUGACAUAUUUACUUACUACUCAAUUUAAAAAUUAAAAGAAAAAAUGAACAAAUUGUACACCGAACAAAAGUUGUACAAUUGGGACAAAUUGUAAAUAUAUUAUCUGUAUUUAAAAAAAAAGAGAACAAAACCUCGAAAAAACUGUAAAAAAAUAAGGCAAAAGGGGCGCACGAAUCUCUCAUAAAAAUCAUUAAUUAGAAUUUUUAUUAGAAAUUAUUUUUUAAACGAAUUUUCAAUUUUCGAAUUAAAAUUCGAUAGUUUUUCGUUUUUUAAUACGAAUUUUUACGUAAUAAAAUUUUUAGCUACCAAAUUUUUCUUUAGUAGAAUUUAAUGUGUUUCGAAUUUUUAAAUGACAAAAAUUCCAAAUCACCGAAUUUUAAUUUAAGCGAAUUUAAUCAAAUUUUAAUUUGUCCGAAUUUGAAUUUGUUCGAAUUUUUAUUUGUACGAAUUUUUAAGGCGACGAAUUUUCCUUUGUCCGAAAUUACAAAUGGCCGAACGAACAAUCGACAGAAAGAAUUUGGCGCAAUUUUUGAAAAUUGACAAAUUAGAAAUUAUCAAGAAAAUUGUGAUUGGUCAAUUUUCAAAAAUUGCGCCGAAUUCUUUCUGUCGAUUGUUUAUUCGGUCAUUUUUAAUUUUGGACCAAGAAAAAUUCGUCGCCUUAAAAAUUCGAACAAAUUAAAAAUUCGGACAAAUUAAAAUUCAGUGAAUUGGAAUUUCUGUCAUUUAAAAAUUCGAUUAAAUUAAAAGUCCAAUAAAUUAAAAAUUCGGUGAAUUCGAAUUUCUGUCAUUUAAAAAUUCGAACCACAUAAAAUUCGAUAAAAUUAAAAUUUUUUUAUAUAAUAAAAUAUAAUGUAAGGAAAAUGACUGCAUUAUAAAAAUUCUGCCAAACAAAAAUUUAGUAGCUAAAAAUUUUGUUAAGUAAAAAUUCGUAUAAAAAAAAGAAAUUCUAUUUCAAAUGCUUAUUCAAAAAAAUGAAUAUUCGUCUAAAAAAUAAUUAAUUUCUAAUAAAAUUCAUUCAAAAUGAAAAUUCUAUUUAAAUAGUUUUCAUGAUUUUUAUGGAAUAAUCGUUUGUCCCGAUAAACUUCUUUGGCAAAAAUUUUCAAAAUUAUUCCAAUCCUUUUUUCUUUAUUUUUUUUUUUUACUAUUUUUGUAUUUCAUUUUCAAAAUUGAUAAAAUAUGGAAUUAGAAAAUUGAAAAAAUUCAAAAAUAAUUGUCAUAAAAAUGAAAAUUAAAUUUAAUUUCCUUUUUUUUUUGAGAAAUAAAUUGGAUAAAAAUUUAAAAUUUUUGCCACUGUUUCAACUUGAAAAAAAUAAAUUUGUACAACUGGAAGAGAAAAAAAAUUUGGACAAUAUUUUUACGUCUAAAAAUCGAUUUUUCUUGACUAUUUGUACAUGAUAUUUCUUAUUCUCGAAAAUCCUUGAAAAAAAGAGGAUAUAUCAUUAAAAAAAAAAAAAAAAAAAAAAAAAAAAUUCCAUAAACGAGAGAGAAAUAGAGAUUUGCUAAUAAUUUUUCUAGAUUAAUUAAUAAAUAAAUAGAUGUGUCAAUUAAAUAACAAAAAAAAAGAAAAAACUGAGAAAGGAAUUGGAAUUUUUUUUUUUUUUAAAUAAAUUAAUCUACGAAAAAUAAAAUUAUAAGAAUUUUACAUCGAAUGCUCGAAAAAAUGAUCUCAUAAUUGGUGAAAUGACACCAUUUAUUUAAUAUUAGCUUUAUUGUAUAAUUUUUAUAGAUUUUUGGGUGUGCCAAUAUAAAAAAAAAAUUGUUUUCUUUUUCAAAUUUUCUAGCUUCAAAAAAAAAGAAUUGUUUUUUUUUGAAAUCUUGUGUGAAUUUUUUUUUUUAAAUUAGAAAACAAUUUAAUUAAUAAGUGUGUGAUCCAUGACAAGAUAAAAAAAACCUCAUUUUUCACAUUAUUGUCAUUUUGAAGCUUUCUCAUUAAAAAAAAUGAAAAAAAAAGCUAGUCGUUUAUUUUUAUCAAACGUGUUAAUGCUGGACAUUACAAAAUAAAAUAUCGUUCGCAGAGUAUCAUUUUGUCGAGAAAUUAAUUAUCCUUGUCAAUUUGAUGGAAUCUCAUAUAGUUUGAAAAACAAAAAGGGUUUUCUUUUUCCGAGUGUGUGUGUGUGUGUGUAUAAUCGUUUUAUCUCUUUUAAAAUGUUUUAUGAAACUUUAUUAAAUGCGUUCAAUGUUGGUCAUAUUGUAAACACGAUUUUAUCAUAUAUUCCAGGAUAUUAUGUUUGAGAGGGUUUUUUUUUUCGUUAAGUCGACAAUAAACUUCGAGAGGAAAUUCAAAUAUCCUCGAUUUCCGGAAUCGGAUAAAAAUUGAAAAAUUUCUUUAUUUUUUAUAUUUAAAGAAAAAAAAUAUUUCAAAAUUAAAUUUUUAAUUGAUAAUUUUUUUUUUAUUAAAUUAUAUUUAAUUUCGAAUUAAUUCGAAACGGAAUUAAAAUUCAAAAGGGAAAUUCAGUUUUGGAUUAGAAAAAAAAAAAAAACUUUAUUUUUCAUUAAAAUUGACAAAAUUGAAAAUCAGAAUUUUUCUAAAGAAAACUAUUUGUUAUUUUACGAAACUGAAUAAAAAAAAUAAAUAAAUAAGAGAUAUCAUUAGGGGAGGAAAAAAAACAUCCGAGUAUUUUUUCAUGUUUGCUUCGAUAUUGACAUAAAAUAAAUGUCAUUUCUUCUUGUUUUUCGAAUCGAACGUGGCGUGAAUAUCAACUGACACAACCCUUUUUUAUCAGAUGGCGAUUUCUUUUUUAUUCUUCGUGCGGAUCAUCAGUUUAUAAAGUUAACCCGCGAGUGUAACAGAUUUAUUUUUCUACCAAAAAAAAAGAAAUCAGAGUACAAGAAAUUUUUUCUCAAAUUUGAUUUAUUAUUUGAAUUCAAAAAUUUAAGUAGAUAAAAAUUGGAUUUUCCAAUUUUUAAAGAAGAUUCUUUGUUUUUUAAUUUCAGUGGAAAAAAGAAGCAAAAAAGAUGAUGAAUCAAUGAAGUGAAUAAAAUGAAAUCGAGUAAUUUUGAAUUGGUGACCAAAACAUCAGCUGUCGAUAGAAUGUUACUUCCUCGUUCAUCAAAAAUUAUUCCUUCUUCUAAUGAAGAUAAUGAGGGAUUUGAAGGAGAAGAAUCAAAUUUGUCAGUUAUUCAUUCGUCAAGAUUAUUUAAAAGUGAUUCGUUACUUGAACGAUUUUUAAAAGAAACUGAAAAAAUGGAAAACUCCCCUAAACCUGCAAGUCCAAUUGUCAAUAAUCAACGAAAAAUUUUCAAUUCUGAUAGUUUUAUUGUUGCAAUAAGACCAAUAAUUGUAUUAGCACAAUGUUUUGCUUUACUUCCUGUCGAUGGAACAAAUACCACUGAUGCCCGUGAAAUAAAAUUCACAUGGAAGAGUCUCAAGGUAUUUUAUUGUUUUGUUGCGACAAUUGGAACAGCAGUUUUAACAGGUUUCAGCAUUCAUGGCGUUGCGACAAGUACAAUAACAUCAAAAAAAACAACUAAUGUGGUAUUUUUUGCAACAACUGGUGUGACUACUUUACUUUUAUUGAAAUUGGCACGAAAAUGGCCUGAAUUUUCAGUAACUUGGCAAAAUAUGGAACAGGAAUUAUCGAUGAGACGAAAUCGACGAAUUUCAAAAUAUAGUCUCGCUGCUAAAUUUAAAAUUAUAACUUUUAUUAUUAUGAUGCUGGCUGCCUUAGAACACACGUUAUCAAUUCUCUCAGGAUAUGUAAGUGCCGUUGAAUGUACAGCUUUGAAAAAUGAUACCGAUAUUAUGAUCGCUUAUUUUACAUAUCAUUAUCCUCAGAUUUUAAAAUCGUCAACGUUUACAAUUUGGCAGGGAAUUCUAGUUCAAUUUGUCAAUAUACUUAGCACAUUCUCUUGGAAUUUUAUAGAUCUCUUUUUAAUUCUCAUUAGUAUUGCAGCAACGGAUCAAUUUCGACAAUUAAAUAGUCGAUUAUACGCCAUUAGAGGAAAGCACUGUUUCGUUGUGAAGGCGAUGCCAGAAUGGUGGUGGGCUGAAGCAAGAAUUGAUUUCAAUCGUCUCUCAACAAUGACAAGAUACAUUGAUUCACACAUCUCGGAUAUUGUCCUAUUGUCCUUUUCAACGAAUCUCUACUUCAUCUGCAUUCAACUUCUUCAUUCCUUCAACUUUCUCGAAUGGCAAGUUUUCUCGAGUCCAAUGAGAAAUGCAGUGCAGACAACGUACUUUUGUUUUUCAUUUGGAUUUCUUUUGGUGAGGACCGCUGCAGUUUCUCUAUUUGCCGCAGGUGUACAUGAUGAAUCAGUGCUUGCGGCUCCAAUUUUAUAUAGUGUCUCAACAUCCAAUUAUUCACCAGAGGUUGAUAGAUUUUUGACUCAAGUAACCACGGAUAACAUCAGUUUUACAGGAAUGAAAUUCUUUUCCAUUACACGAGGUCUUGUUUUGACGGUAUGUAAAGGAAAAAAAAAAAAAAAAUUAAUAUUUAAAAUUAAUUUUUUUUAUACUUUUCAGGUAGCAGGAACCAUUGUUACCUAUGAACUCGUUCUUGUGCAAUUUAAUUCAGUACAACAAAAUGAACCAUCAAAUAUAACUAAGGUCUGUGAACUAAAAUAAAAUUAUAUAGAAA
This is a messenger RNA of Leptopilina boulardi, 7046 nucleotides long. RefSeq names its product gustatory receptor for sugar taste 64f-like. Bases 5450 to 7033 code for a protein of 527 amino acids. The transcript has 14 exons. The record is from RefSeq and is a predicted model, not a curated record. Gene Ontology annotation, cellular component: membrane. Gene Ontology annotation, biological process: sensory perception of sweet taste; detection of chemical stimulus involved in sensory perception of taste. Lineage: Eukaryota; Metazoa; Arthropoda; Insecta; Hymenoptera; Figitidae. Gene Ontology annotation, molecular function: sweet taste receptor activity.